Scomber japonicus (chub mackerel) is the source of this 1388-nucleotide messenger RNA. RefSeq names its product glycerol-3-phosphate dehydrogenase [NAD(+)], cytoplasmic-like. Gene Ontology annotation, cellular component: cytosol; glycerol-3-phosphate dehydrogenase (FAD) complex. NCBI's taxonomy places the organism in Eukaryota, Metazoa, Chordata, Actinopteri, Scombriformes, Scombridae. The transcript is spliced from 8 exons. Gene Ontology annotation, biological process: carbohydrate metabolic process; glycerol-3-phosphate catabolic process. The record is from RefSeq and is a predicted model, not a curated record. Gene Ontology annotation, molecular function: NAD binding; glycerol-3-phosphate dehydrogenase [NAD(P)+] activity; protein homodimerization activity. The coding region runs from base 38 to 1096 and encodes 352 amino acids.
CCAGCAGCACUGCAGCUCUGUCUGGAAGGUCAAACACAUGAUGGCAGCACCGAAGAAAGUCUGUGUCAUUGGCUCUGGUAACUGGGGCUCUGCCAUUGCCAAGAUUGUUGGGGCCAAUGCAGCCAAACAUGACACGUUUGACACAAAGGUGAACAUGUGGGUGUUUGAGGAGACAGUGAACGGCCGUAAACUCACAGAAAUCAUCAACACAGACCACGAAAAUGUGAAAUACUUGCCCGGUCACAAGCUGCCCCCCAAUGUGGUGGCUGUUCCAGACUUGGCUGAGUCUGUUAAGGGGGCCGACAUCCUGAUCUUUGUGGUCCCCCACCAGUUCAUUAUGAGAGUGUGUGACACCAUCAAAGACCACAUCAAGAAGGACACCAUUGGAAUGUCUCUCAUCAAGGGUGUUGACGCAAGUCCCGACGGUCUGAAGCUGAUCUCUGAGGUCAUCCGAGGGAAGCUGGGCAUCACCAUGACAGUCCUCAUGGGGGCAAACAUCGCCAACGAGGUUGCUGACGAGAAGUUCUGUGAAACAACCAUCGGCUGCAAAGCUAAAGGACCCGGACCCAUGUUGAAGGAAUUGAUGCAGACCACCAACUUCCGUGUGACUGUGGUGGAGGAGUCUGAUGUUGUGGAGAUCUGUGGGGCGCUCAAGAACAUUGUCGCAGUGGGAGCAGGAUUCUGUGACGGUCUGGGAUUCGGCGACAACACUAAGGCGGCAGUGAUUCGUCUCGGCCUGAUGGAGAUGAUUGCCUUCGCUAAGAUCUUCUGCACAGAGUGCCCCGUCUCCCCCGCCACGUUCCUGGAGAGCUGCGGUAUCGCUGACCUCAUCACAACCUGCUACGGCGGACGCAACCGCAAGAUUGGAGAAGCUUUUGCCAAAACAGGCAAAACCAUUGAGCAGUUGGAGAAUGAGAUGCUGAACGGUCAGAAGCUUCAAGGUCCAGCAACUGCGACUGAGGUCCAUGACAUCUUGAAACAGAAAAAAAUUGUGGAAAAGUUUCCUCUUUUCACUGCUGUUUACGAGAUCUGCUUCAACAAGCAUCCAGUCAAAGAGUUCAUCAAGUGUUUGCAGAAUCACCCAGAGCACAUGUAAAGUACCAACUUCAGGACUGAUAAAUGCAUGUUGGGAAAGACUUUUACACUGGAACCACUGUAUUAACCCAGGUGAAUUUAGGGGGGCAGGUUGUGCCUGAACCUGACUCCUGGGUCACAAGCAGAGAAAAAGAAAGAAAAUGGAGCGUGCAGAGUUGCCCUCCAUUUAACUGAGCUGCUGUGUUGAAAUACUGUUAUUACAUUACAUAAUUCCUGUUCUCAGCUCUUUUCACUGAUUAUAAAACACAUACAUGUCACCAAUUGUAGCAUAAAUCCUCCAAGUCUUAAAAAAU